Molecule: messenger RNA, 2219 nt
Organism: Gekko japonicus
Lineage: Eukaryota; Metazoa; Chordata; Lepidosauria; Squamata; Gekkonidae
Product: hypoxanthine-guanine phosphoribosyltransferase-like
Exons: 9
Coding region: 54-698 (214 amino acids)
Biological process (GO): IMP salvage; purine ribonucleoside salvage; hypoxanthine metabolic process
Molecular function (GO): magnesium ion binding; hypoxanthine phosphoribosyltransferase activity
Source: RefSeq, a predicted model, not a curated record
AGAGGCCACGGACAAACAAGCCCUCCUCAGUCCAUAGAGUUUUGAGGAAGAGCAUGACUUCUGGACUGCAGAUAAAAGACGAAGACUGUGGUUUCAAUAAGAAUUUAUUCUGUGUCCCCAAACACUAUGAGGAUGAUCUAGAAAGAGUCUUCAUUCCUCACGGGCUCAUUCUUGACAGGACAGAACGUUUGGCUAGAGACAUCAUGCAAGACAUGGGGAACCAUCCUAUAUUUGCCCUCUGCGUCCUCAAAGGAGGGUAUAAAUUCUUCGCUGACUUGAUGGAUCAUAUAAAGGCACUAAACCGGAACACUGAUCAAUCUGUCCCUAUUACCGUGGAUUUUGUAAAAACAAAAAGCUACUGUAAUGAUAUACCAACUGGAACGGUCAGUAUCAUUGGAGAAGAACUCUCUGCCUUUAAAGGAAAGAAUGUCUUAGUGGUAGAGGAUAUUAUUGAUACUGGCAAGACAAUACAAACACUGCUUUCCAGAAUAAAGGAGUAUGAACCACAGAUGGUCAAAGUAGUAAGCCUGCUUGUAAAACGAACAAUCAGAAGUUCAGGAUAUAAACCUGACUAUAUAGGAUUUGAAAUUCCGGACAAAUUUGUGGUUGGAUAUGCUCUUGACUAUAACGAGUACUUCAGGGACCUAAAUCAUAUCUGCAUUUUGAAUGAGAAAGCCAAGGAAAAAUAUAAACUCUGACAGUGUCGUUAAUUGGAAUCGGGAUCAUGUACUGUCUAUGAAUGAAUAGCAGAGUACAGAAUUUUUUACCACCCAAAAGAACUGCAAUGUUGCCAAUGAAGAUGUAUUUUGUAGUGUAUUUUCCUUAAAAUAAAGAGUGGAAAACGUAUGUAUUUUAUAUAAUACCCCAAGCAUACUUGUCAAGGCUGUUGAACAUGAAUGUACACUUCAUAGAAAAUAUUAUAUUAUCUGCAGUGAGGAAAAAUAAGCUAAACAAGAAUGGCAUUUUGCACAGCAGACCUAUUGAAAUUUUACAGAAGAGCUCAAAUGUUGUUAUAUGUGACUGGCACACAGUAGAACAAGCUGUUUUUGAAAUUAUUUCAGGUAGUAGAGGUUAAUUGCAUCAAUUUUGCAAAUGGUAUAUGAUACACAGAAGCCAGCUUGUGUGUGUGUAUGUUUUAAUCAACAGGGUUGUAACAUAAAUUUGAAGCUAAUUGGGGAGCCAUCUCAACACACAAAUUGUCACAGCAGGUUGCCUGUACUAUUUGUGCAAGUUAUAACGUGUAUUGCAAAUAUCACCAUUUUAAUUGUUAUUGGCAAUGAUGCCUGUCUGAUGAGCCAUUGUAGCAAGAUUACAGUCUAGUGAGCUUUAUCGUUAUUAUAAUUAAUCUAGCACCAUUAGUGUGCAUAAUAACAAUGUACGGGAGUACUUGUAAGCCAAAGAGCAAAAUCUAAAUGUUGACCACGGGGGAUGAAAUGGGAGGGGGCGGAAGGAUAAUAAAAGGGGUGGAUUCUCCCCAUACCCUACCACUCCACUAAACAAAAUUUGAAGCCUUCCUCCAUUUUAAGUGGCUCUUCAGUUGGAGGAAAGAGGAUGUUGUACUAGAUGGACCGCUGGUCUGAUCCAGCACAGCUUUUUUAUGCUCUACCGUAAGUAGGGCUUUGAGCUCAUUUAAGUUUAAUAUAAUUCGGUUUGGUAAUAAUUUGGUAAUAUAAUAUCAAUACUGAGAAUACAUCUAUUGACUGACUUAACAGAUGGCCUUUCUGGAUUAGAGGGAGCUAGCUAGUAUGAUUUAAAAACCUUCCCUAGAUCUUUCAGAGAACUAAUUUGUGCCCAUCUACUGCAAAAUAUGUAAAUGUUGUGGCUAUCUUAAGGAUUCUGCUAAAACGUUAAAAAGAUUAUUACCAAAUUCAAAAUCAUAUUGUCUUACAGAAGUUAACACUUUCUCUAACUUGAGUGUAGCUGGUUUGUGUACCACAACCACCCAUCCUCAAACACCUCCAGUGUUUUCCAAAGGACCUUAAAUUCACAUUUGUAACAUACAAUGAACAUAGAGUUGAAUGUGUGUUCAUACCAUUAGGGAUAAAAAAAUGGACUUGGCCUCUGAUGACUUGGGACCCAAGUCUAUUGUGUGUCAAAGGAACAGUAUCUUAAUGGCUGUAGACAAAGAAAGGAGUAGAUAGCUACUUCUGGGAGUUAGUUGAAGCAUCAAGCAGGAUUGUCUCUCUGGGGAUCUGAUAAUCUGUAAGAGUGCCUCUUUG